CGCAGUUACCCGAAAGCAGAAGUCCGGGCAUGGGGCCAGCCAUGGGGCUGCUGCUCUGUAGCCUCCUGCUGUUGGCUCCAGGGGGUCUGCGGCUCUCCUCCGGCCAGGUGCAGCUGGAGGGCUUGGUGGGUGAGUCUGUGUAUUUCCCUGCCCUGCGCCCCGUGGCCAGAGACAUCGUCCGUGUCCUGUGGUUUUCAGAAAGGCAGGGCACUCACAUCGCAGAGGCCAAACCCCAGGGCCAGGCAUUCAACGUCAAUUUCUUACCCAACUUCAGCAACCGGCUGGCGAUCCACGCCGGGAACCUCUCCCUGGAGAUCCGCCAUCUGCGGCUGGAAGACCAGGGGCCGUACCGCGCCGUUGUGGAUAUUGCCUCAGACCCUACCAAGCCCAGGGCGUUCUCCUAUGAGCUGUCAGUGCGAGAACGUGGGCAGGAGGGAGACAGGGGCAAAGGAGGAACCACGGACCCACCAGGAGGCAGAGAACGGAGGACAUUGACGGACCCCCCAGCAGAAGGAGCGCCCGUGACCACAGGCGGGAGGACAACGCUGGUGGGAGGGGAUGGGGGAGGGCAGGAGGGCGGUGAGAGCCAGGGAUCAUGCCACUGCACGCUGAAGGGUUAUGUCAUCGCGGCCGUCUAUGUGCCCCUCUGUGCCGUGGUGGCUAUCGUCCACGUGAAGACGAGGGGCUGACAGAAGAGCCGGGGUCCCUGGGUGACAGAAGAGACAGGGCAGCUGCUGGGGCAGGAAGGGCAGCCACCUGUCUGGGGCUAUCGCCUCUUUGUUCAUCCUCUGUAAAUACCCUCUCCAGUACCCCCCGGAAACUCCCUCCUAGUACUCACACAUCCUUCUAGCACCCCCUAAAUACUCCCUCCAGUACCCCCCAGGUAUCGCCUCCAGCAUCCCCAAAAACCCCCUCCCAGUACACACACCCCUCCAGCACUCCUAAAUACCCCCUCCAGUACCCCUCCAGGUACCCCCUCCAGUAUCCCCCCAGGUACCCCCUCCAGUACCCCCCAGGUACCACCUCCAGCACCCCCAAGAUACUCCCUCCCAGUACACACGCACCCCUCUAGCACCCCCUAAAUACUCCCUCCAGUACCCCCCAGGUACCACCUCCAGCACCCCCAAGAUACCCCCUCCUAGUACACACACCUCUCCAGCACCCCUAAAUGCCACCUCCAAUACCCCCCAGGUACCGCCUCCAGCAUCCCCAGAAACCCCCUCCCACUGCACACACCCUUCUAGCACCCCCUAAAUACCCCCCUCCAGUACCCUCCCAGGUACCUCCUCCAGUACCUCCCAGAAACCCCCUCCUAGUACACAAACAACCUCUAGCACCCCCUAAAUACCCCCUCCAGUACCCCUCAGGUACCGUCUCCAGCAUCCCCAGAAACCCCCUCCCAGUACACACACAACCCUCUAGCAUGCCCUAAAUACCCCCUCCAGUACCCCCAGGUACCUCCUCCAGUACCCCCCACGUACCACGUCCAGCACCGCUCAGGUACCCCCUCCCAGUACACACACCCCUCCAGCACCUCCUAAAUAUCCCCUCAAAUACCACCUCCAGCACCUUUCCAGGUACCCGCUCAAGCACCCCCCAGGUACCUCCUCCUAGUACACACACACCCCUCCAGCACCCCCAAACUGUACCCUCCCCUCCAGCUCCCUCUCGCCCGCCCCCAGGAGUGCCCUCUGUUGAGAACCUGGCGGCCGCUAACCCUAGGGGCAGGGGGCUUGUUUGGAGAGCCCUGGGCCGCUGUACUGGUGUUUGUACUGCAACAGCUCUAGCUCAUCGUGCCGGAUGCUGCACAGACACAUCGUGGAGAUGGUCCCUGCCCUGAAGCGUCCUCUGCCUGAAUAGACAAAGGGUCAUUAUUGCCAUGUCCGGGUUCCAUAGACAAAGGGCAGGAGGGGAAACUGAGGCACGGGGAGGGGAUGGUCACCCAGCCGAUCACUGGCAGCGCCAGGAGUAGAAGUCAGGAGAGUGUUCUGGCCACUGGAGGUGCUCAGUCGGUCCUGUAGUCUAUAGCUACCUCCCAUGAAGCCCAACAGGACUACUCCUUAUACCCUUCUGGUCCAAGUCCACCACUAUCUAAAAUGAUGGGGUCUAAGUUAGCUUUUACCACUCACAAAAGAGAUCGUGGAGUCAGUGUGGAUAGUUCUCUGAAAACAUCCACCCAAUGUGCAGUGGCAGUCAAAAAAGCAAACAGAAUGCUGGGAAUAAUUAAGAAAGGGAUAGAUAAUAAGACAGAAAAUCAAUUCAGUUCAAUUCCCUUUCAUUCCCAGGGAAGCAGUGAGAUCUGUAGGCCAGAGCGGGGGAGGAGGGGAGAGAUUUGAAAGUCCUGAGUUUGCAUAAGCAGCUCCAUGUUCACCCCUGAGCGAGUCACCUCCUCAAUUUUCUGUGCCUCAGUUUCCCCUGCUGUCAAAUGGAUGCUAUGAUGUGUUUACCUGCCCUCCCAAGGGUGCUGAGCAGCUGGGCCAAUGAGCAUCCAUCAAGCACUGCAUGCUCAUCACAAUAAAAGCCCAGCAAAAGCACCAA
Gopherus flavomarginatus (Mexican gopher tortoise) is the source of this 2538-nucleotide messenger RNA. RefSeq lists its product as uncharacterized. The coding region runs from base 30 to 689 and encodes 219 amino acids. The record is from RefSeq and is a predicted model, not a curated record. The transcript is spliced from 4 exons. Lineage: Eukaryota; Metazoa; Chordata; Testudines; Testudinidae.